CAUGAGGUGGCCGUGAAUUUAUUAAACAAAAGACAAAAUCAAACACGAAGAUAAUUAUUUAAUAUAAUGACUGGGGUGCCUUUUUUGGUCUCUUCUAAUUUGACAUUGCAUUAUGCGACUGAAAUGUGACAAUUCUCACCUAAACGAUAUACCGUAGGCCGGCUCUUGACGAGCUCUCCCUGUUCGUGCUCUCCGAAAGAGGAACUGACCCAAGUGUGAGUGAACUGGAGUGAUCGGCGAGCCGACUGGGCACUACUGCAAAAAUGGCUGUGGGCGUAAACACCUGGUCUGAAGAAGAAAUGGGCAAGAAGUGGGACAGAUGUCUCACUGAUUCGGUUUUCAAAAUUGGGCGUGGUUGGCCUAUCCUGUUGGGUGCUGGAUUUGGUCUUGGUGUAGCUUAUGCAAAUUGUGAACGUGAUUUGAAUGCUACAGUGAGUCAUGGAGCAACAAGAAAACUUGCAGCAUAAUUAUGUGUAAAUAAAUUGAAAGUCUUGUAGUGUAAAUUUUGCUACCUCUGUAGAUUUGUGUCUGAUUUGUUCAAAUUUGGAAAGUAAUUACUUGUUUUUUGACAAAAUUUUGUUUAAAACCUAAUUUUACCUGCUAUAUUUGUCUCAAUUGUAUUAUUGAAAAGCAUUGAUAUUUAACUCACACUUACUGUCAUUUUUAGGGUUGGCGUAAAUGAAAAAUUUUUCUUCCACUCUGCAUUUGCAAUGAAAAUUCAAAUAAAUGAAAUGCCAUGUAUAUAGAUGAAAAUUAAAUUAAUUGUUGACCGUUUAUAAUAAUUAAAAUGGUGAUAAUUUAAUUUUUCCCUCUAAAACUCUUGUUUGAAUUAUUUUGGAGAAAUUCUUUCCACUUAUGGAAAAGGCUCUUUUAUGCUGCAUUUUUUAUAAAGUAGAUGUGACUGGACAUUUAUUUUAUUAAAAAAAGGGAAAUUGUGUAGUGAGAAAAAAUGAUUUAUAGUGUAGAUUUUACGUCUCCCCAAUGUCUCAUAUCAUUUUACUAUUUUUAUAGUAAGCAUGAUAUAUUUCUAAAGCUUAAUAUCACAAUUUAUGUUUUUGUUUAUUUAUAAGUGAUUAGCGCAACUUAUUUCUUUAGGAAAAUAUAUUUUUCAUGAAAGAAAUGGGGAGGGGGUAUUAGGAGGAUGAUCAUUGGCCGUGAACAGUUGAAAUAUUUGCACUACAUAAAUUUAUUUUACCAGUUUCUGUUCUAUUUAAAAUUUGAAUUCCUGGGAAUGUGAGCAAUAAUGUUGGAAAAUUAAACUCAAUUUAUCUGUGUUAUUUCUCUCUUAAGAAAUUGUUUUUAGUUUGUGCUUCUCAGCAUUUGUUUAGUUCGAUAUGCAUUUGAGCAAUUGCAAUUGAGAAUUGUAACCAAACCAGGUUAAUUGCUUUUGUUGGGAUGUCCAUGUAGGGGGCACUGGGAUGCCUUACAUCAAAUUAUUAAAUGAAAGCAUGUAAUACCAAGAAAUGAUUAAAUGAAAAAAAUUGUUUGCUUUAUUAGAAAGUAAAUUUGUUUUUUUUCGAGACAAGUAUUUCAUAUGACUUAUUGUUUAAAAUAAAAUUGGCUGAAAUUUUUCUGGAAUUUUUCUUGAUUUAUACAAUUUGAAUGAUUAAUCAAAUAUUUCACAUUUAUUU
Molecule: messenger RNA, 1631 nt
Organism: Gryllus bimaculatus (two-spotted cricket)
Lineage: Eukaryota; Metazoa; Arthropoda; Insecta; Orthoptera; Gryllidae
Source: the annotation of a GenBank genome assembly